AUGGCAGAACCUUACCAUCUCUUUGUCGGUGGAUACGGAGGAUGCAUCUACACCUUGGAGUUCACCCCACCUUCGCAAGGAAGGAACGCGACCUUGACUGAGACGCGACCACCAAGUGGGGGGGAGGGGUCUACGAUAGUGAAAAGUGCCGGGGCCGCGCCGACUUGGUUGACGUUGAGUUCGGAUCGGGCUUAUCUUUGUGAGUGAUGGAGCUUUGGGGUUGGACUGGACUGGACCAGUGCUGACACGACUCCACUUGCCCACCGACCCCUAUCUCCGACGCCCCUAUGCCGACUGAUAAAUCCGACAAUCUUUCCUCCGAAUUUCAUACCAAACGUGAUAUAUCGCUCCUCGUGCAUUUCAGACGCAACGGAUGAAUGGAACGAACCUGAAGGCCAACUCACAGCCUACAAAGUCGACCCCAAGACCCUUGCGCUGAAAAAGCUCUCGACGGUCUCCUCGCAAGGCAUGUGGCCCUGCCAUUCCUCUCUUCUCGAACACACCCACCCCAGGAAAUUUGUCUCGACCAACUACAAAGGAAGGUCGAUUGUCGUUCAUCAAGUGAAGGAGAAUGGAGAUUUCGAUACCGAGGUCGAGGCGGUCGUCCAUUCCCUUGCGGAGAGGGGUACCCCCGGACCUCAUUCGUGGAGACAGACGCAACAACAUCCUCAUGAGGCGCAUGUCGAUCCGACGGGGAAAGUCUUGGUCGUUUCAGAUCUCGGUAAGUGAGGGAAAAACUCUCGGACAUGAGGGUUCGCCUGGCGGAUGACUGAUCCUGAAGGCCUCCUAUAAUUGAACUCGGCCUCUCGAUGCCGAACAGGUACCGACGACCUCCGCGUAUACCUCAUCUCCCCCUCCGGUACGCUCACGCACCACGUCAACGUCGCUCUCACACCUUCCUCCGGACCUCGUCACGUCGCCUUCUCCCCUCCUACCGUCUCUCACUCGACGCUCUACGUCUCGAACGAACUGAGCAACUCCGUCAGCGUUUUCCGCGUCACUUACGCCAAUGACGAAGCAUCAACGCCUUCCUUCAAACUCUUGCAAGAUUCCAUCUCGACCCUCCCCGAUGCUCCCAAGGGUACUCAAUCCCCUUUCGAGCGAUGGCACGCCUCGGAAAUCAAAGUCCACCCCAGUGGGAAAUGGUUAUACAUCGCGAACCGAGCCGAGGAUCAUGAUCCUUUGAACGGGACCAAAGAAGGGGAGAAUGAUUCCGUGGCCAUCUUCCCCAUCGAUAUCGAAACGGGCAAGAUCGAUCCCAGAGGAAUAAAGUUGAUCGAUUGUGGGGGAAGGGGUCCGAGGCAUUUCGCUUUUUCUGCUGAGAGUAAGAGGGAGAGGAAGGCUGGAAAUGGGGAGGAGGAUCUUUGGGUCGCUAUUGCGGUUCAUGAUUCGGAUGAGGUCGUGUUGAGUAAGGUCAAGGAGGAGGAUGGAACGUGGGAAGAAGUGGCGAGGUUGGAUGGACUAGGAAGACCUGGGAUCGCGUUGUGGGUCUAG
This is a messenger RNA of Microbotryum saponariae, 1494 nucleotides long. NCBI's taxonomy places the organism in Eukaryota, Fungi, Basidiomycota, Microbotryomycetes, Microbotryales, Microbotryaceae. The record is from the annotation of a GenBank genome assembly.